This is a messenger RNA of Zychaea mexicana, 384 nucleotides long. RefSeq lists its product as uncharacterized. The record is from RefSeq and is a predicted model, not a curated record. The coding region runs from base 1 to 384 and encodes 127 amino acids. The transcript has 2 exons. NCBI's taxonomy places the organism in Eukaryota, Fungi, Mucoromycota, Mucoromycetes, Mucorales, Lichtheimiaceae.
AUGUUGUGUGGUGUCCUCGCCCCUGGUUGCAUUACGUUCCUCUGGCAGGCCCACCCACUUCUUUGUAACUUUACUGGUUUCGUCGUCCUUGUGGCCUUUGUUGCUCGCGCUGAGUGUUGCACUUCGAUGCGCACGUUGAUCUGUUCCUUGUGUUCAAACGACACCUGUUCAACGGCCUGUGACAACACUCCUGAUCGUACUCGCCCUGUGCCGACUGCUACCGUAUUUGAUCCCACGGCAGCUGUGCAUGUUGAUCCCUCACUUCUAUCUGAAGCAGUCGAGGACACGACUACAGCGCCCGAUGCGCACAUGGAUGUGAUUAAAGCUUUGGUAGCUGAAGAAGAAUCAAAUGAAACUGCCAGUUGCUAUGGCAGCGCUUUUUGA